Plasmodium gonderi is the source of this 1260-nucleotide messenger RNA. RefSeq names its product 6-cysteine protein. The record is from RefSeq and is a predicted model, not a curated record. Bases 1 to 1260 code for a protein of 419 amino acids. NCBI's taxonomy places the organism in Eukaryota, Apicomplexa, Aconoidasida, Haemosporida, Plasmodiidae. The transcript has a single exon.
AUGAGGGUAGUAGCCCAGUUGUCAUUUCUUCAGAUUGUUCUUUUCCAAAUUUUGCUGAUACCACGCUACCCUGUGCAGAAGGAAGCCCAAUUUUUUCUCCCUGUUAAAGAGAAUCAAGAACCUGGUUCUUUCAAUAUGACAAAUGAGAAAAGCAAAGUGUGUGAUUUUUCGAGCGGAUCACUAAGCGUUUUUGGCAGAGAUAAUCCAGUAUCAUCACGGGAAGACAAGUUUGGAACCAAAUUGGAUGUCGAUAAGAAAGAAGAACCCACAGGUUCCUGGAUUAGUAACAAUGACAGUAAUGAUAAUGAGGUGAAACAUUGUGUGCAUUUCACAAAAGGAUUAGAAGUGCUAACUUUUAUAUGUCCCAAGAGAAACGGUAAUAAUUAUAAAGGGAUAGAAGUGAGGCCAUUCAACUGUUUUGAGGAGGUUAGGGUUCAACAUGUAAAUAUCAAAAGAUUCAGCAAUAUUCUGAAGGGCGUGUAUUAUGAAAGCAAAGAAACGGAUAUUCUGACAAUAAGGAAAGUUUUCAUUCCUCCCACAAUUUAUGAAGAUACCAUUUUCGAAUGCACAUGUGACAAUAGCCUUACAUUUCAAAAUGGCAUGAUGGGUUCAAGCGGAGGAAACCCGACUAGAGAAGAAGCAGGCCCGACUAGCGGGGCGAUCGGCUCAAGGGGCAUUAUGAGGGUUCAUUUAAAAAAAAAUUUCAUUUUUGGAUGUGACUUUGACCACACUGGUAGUAGUGAUGGUGGGCACUCCAUCAUUGAUAAUAGGAGGAAAGAAGGAGAGUCUAUUGGAGAAGAUGAAUUUUCUCAAGAAAAAAAAUCAGCAUUUUCUAAAUUUUAUACUCCAAGUGAAAUAAAUAAUCUCAAGGAGAAAGGUAUCAUACACAAUGUUAAAAUUACAAAACGGGAAGUGUACUUAGGGUUGAUAUGCCCACCAGGAUAUUAUAUUUACCCUUCUAAUUGUUUCGAAAAUGUGCUUUAUGAAAAUAACAUUGUAAAGUUAAAAGAAUUGGUUUCUCAUGACAUUAAAUUUCAUAUCGACAAUAAGAGAAGGAUGUCCUUUGCUACUUUUACUUUAAAGAAAAAUGAAAAUCCACGAGGAUUCACAUGUCUUUGUGUUAGUAUGAACACUACUCUUCACAAUCAGCAACAACCUCUUCAGGUCAAUUUCGAGUAUAACAACUAUGAAUCUUUUGCAUUCUCAGUUCAUAUGGGUUAUUUACUUAUUGUUCUUUUGUUCAUGAUUCUCUGCUUUUGA